UUUUUUCUCAGUAACAUUGUACAGUGUUUCGUCGAGUGCGUUCGGGUUGAUCUUUAAUACAUUUUAUUGUCAAUAUAGUCCUUUAGAAGGACUAGUUAUUAAAAAAGUUUUUGAAGGAAUAUUGUGUUACAAUGGGACGCAAGAAGAAGAAGGCUUCAAAACCCUGGUGCUGGUAUUGCAACAGGGAGUUUGAUGAUGAAAAAAUAUUGGUGCAGCAUCAAAAGGCUAAGCAUUUCAAAUGUCAUAUUUGCCAUAAAAAAUUAUAUACAGGUCCGGGACUUUCAAUUCACUGUAUGCAGGUUCAUAAGGAGACUGUUGACAAAGUACCAAAUUCCUUACCUAAUCGUUCAAACAUUGAAAUUGAAAUUUUUGGUAUGGAUGGUAUUCCUGCGGCUGAUUUACGUGAACAUGAGCGGCAAAAAAAUGGUGGCAAAUCUGAUUCCGAUGAUGAUGAACCUGCAGCUAAAAAGAAAAUGGAAGUUCCCUUGACGGUUCCGCCACCUAUGUUAAUGCCACCAAAUAUGAUGCCCCCACACAUGAUGGGCCAAUAUGGACAUAUGGGCAUGAUGCCACAUAUGACAGCCAUGCCACCAUAUAUGGGACAUGGAGGUAUGCCAAUGAUGCCACCACCUAUGAUGCCUCCAAGACCUAUAUUUCCUGCGAUGGCUGCGCCCACAACAUCUGCUGCUGCGGCACAUGUAGCAGCAGCUACAGCACAACAAAAGCCUACGUUUCCUGCAUAUAGUAAUGCAACAAUAAGUGCCCCUCCAACUACAAAUAAUGCAAAUACAACACCUAGCACUUCUACUCCUCCUGAACCACAAAAACCUCAAGUUGUGGCAAAUGUAAGUGGUGUUUCUAAAAUAAUGCAUCCGGCUGAAGAUUUAAGUUUAGAAGAGAUUCGUGCACGUAUGUCAAAAUAUCAAAAUAAACUUAUAUCUGCGGCAGCUGCACAAACAUGUAGUGCUAGUUCACCAAGCGCUUCCAGUGCAAAUACAGCACCAACAACAACAACUCCAACGACAUCAAUAUCGAAUGCUGCCGCCGUCGCUACUGCAGCAGCUAUAACUAAAGCCCAGGAAACGGCUGUCAUGGUUGCACAGGUAAAAGCACAAGUUGCUCAAGCUCAAGCUCAUGCACAGGCCCAGGUUGCUCAAGCAGUUGCCGUCCAACAGCAGCAGCAGAAACAACUGGAGGAUUUAAAUCGCGCUGUGAUGUUACAACGUUUGCAGGCAGCACGUCCUGCAGGUGGACCAGCAGUUGGCAUGAUGCCCAUGCCCGGUCAGAUGCAGCUUAUGCAACCAGUUAUACGGCCUGCUAUGGCCAUUGGUCCACAUGGAGCAAUUAUAGGCGCUAAUAUGUUGCGGGCACCCCCUGGAAUGCCUGGUAUGCCAGCAGUUUUCAUAGGACAGCAAAAUGGCGCCAAAGCGCUAUUCGGGCCUGAUCCAGGUGGAACUGGCCAGUUCACUAAUCUCUAUUAUGCUAAUAUGCAUUACGAUGGACAAAAUAAACCUGGUUUAAUAGCACCAAUGCCUGCUAUACCAAUGGCUGGAAUGCCAACUGUGCCAGGCGUACCCGGAGUGCCUGGCAUGGGUGUAAUGCUCCCAGCUGGACAUCCUAUGCUGCAAAUGAUGCAGCCACGGUUUGGGUGAUCCGUCUCGCAGGGCCCACUUUGUUUGGCGCCCGUAAUAAAUGUUUCUUUACCAAUAGUUUUUCCAGAAGGAUAAAUUUUUUUUGCUAAGGAAUCAUCUUAAUCUUCAGUAAAACAGUAAGAAUUCAAAUACAAAAAAAAAUAAAACCUAGUUUUAUUGCUUAAGGAAGACUGUAAUGAAAUUUUGACAAAUUAUUAAAUAAUAAUAGUAACUACAACAAUAUCAUUACAACAAUGUCCACAAUUUUUAUAAAUAAAUGGAUUAUAUUAAAAUAAAUAAAUUCA
Teleopsis dalmanni is the source of this 1936-nucleotide messenger RNA. It is a transcript of the gene BuGZ, whose product is annotated as BUB3-interacting and GLEBS motif-containing protein ZNF207. Gene Ontology annotation, cellular component: nucleus. Lineage: Eukaryota; Metazoa; Arthropoda; Insecta; Diptera; Diopsidae. Gene Ontology annotation, molecular function: DNA binding. Bases 132 to 1652 code for a protein of 506 amino acids. The record is from RefSeq and is a predicted model, not a curated record. The transcript has 8 exons.